AUGGAGGAAGGAAGCAGCAGCGUAGAAAUGGCCGGGGCGGUGAUCGCUUUCGAAUUGAAAGAGGCGUCGAGUUGGUGGCAAGAUAUUAACGAAUCACCGGUCUGGCAAGAUCGCAUCUUUCACGUUCUCGCCGCCCUCUACGGUCUCGUUGCCGUCGUUGCUCUUAUUCAAUUGAUAAGGAUACAAUUGAGAGUUCCAGAAUACGGCUGGACUACGCAGAAGGUUUUUCAUUUUCUCAACUUCCUCGUGAAUGGGGUUCGAUGCCUAUUGUUUGUUUUUCGCCGGAAUAUAGAAAGCAUCCAUCCAUCGAUUUUCCAACAUAUCCUCCUUGAUUCCCCUAGUCUUGCAUUCUUCACAACAUACGCUCUUUUGGUUCUGUUCUGGGCAGAGAUUUACUAUCAGGCACGUGCCAUAUCUACUGAUGGACUCAGGCCAAGUUUCUUUACAAUUAAUGCGGUGGUUUAUGCCAUUCAGAUUGCUAUGUGGUUGGUGUUGGCUUGGAAAACUGUUCCGAUUGCUGUCAUCCUAUCAAAGAUGUUCUUUGCAGGUGUGUCUUUGUUUGCAGCUCUUGGUUUCCUACUCUAUGGAGGAAGGCUCUUCUUAAUGUUGCGGCGAUUCCCUGUGGAAUCCAAAGGGAGGCGUAAGAAAUUGCAAGAGGUUGGCUAUGUGACCACCAUAUGUUUCUCAUGCUUCCUUGUUAGAUGCAUUAUGAUAUGCUUCAAUGCAUUUGAUAAAGCUGCAGACCUUGAUGUGUUGGAUCAUCCUGUUCUAAACUUCAUAUAUUACUUGCUGGUGGAGAUUUUACCUUCAACUUUGGUUCUUUUCAUUUUAAGGAAAUUGCCUCCAAAACGUGGUAUCACACAGUAUCAUCCCAUACGUUAAAAGAAUUGGAUGUAAGUGUAUGAUGGAAUGGAAACCUCAAGAAUGGCUUUUAAUGCUUCCAUUCAUUUUGGAGAUGCUGUGAUCUUACAAAGAAGAGAUGGGGGAGAGCUAAAGUGAGUUGUUACUUUAGAAUCUGCAAAGCUAAUUUUAUAGAUGUAAAAUGUCACUUAUUCUUGGUAGGAGGCCAUGGAUGUGUUGAAAAAGCAAUGACCUUCCAAGUACUGGAGUAUUUCUUACAGUUAGUGUUCUAAUCUGUGCUUCGUGUCCUGCUUUGUAUGCUUGGUGCUCUAUUGUGUCUACAAGUUUGCAAGCAACCAUACAUGCACAUGAAAAUAGUGGAAAAAAGUUGUUUGUUGUACCAUAGGCUUGUGUUUCUUAUACUGGAUUCUGUAAAAAGUUCUUCAGUGCUCUGAGUUCUGUGAAUGGAUGGGUAUUCUCUCUUCA
Molecule: messenger RNA, 1326 nt
Organism: Populus nigra (black poplar)
Lineage: Eukaryota; Viridiplantae; Streptophyta; Magnoliopsida; Malpighiales; Salicaceae
Product: protein TOM THREE HOMOLOG 1-like
Exons: 11
Coding region: 1-882 (293 amino acids)
Source: RefSeq, a predicted model, not a curated record